Molecule: messenger RNA, 2225 nt
Organism: Gymnodraco acuticeps
Lineage: Eukaryota; Metazoa; Chordata; Actinopteri; Perciformes; Bathydraconidae
Product: visinin-like protein 1
Exons: 4
Coding region: 271-846 (191 amino acids)
Molecular function (GO): calcium ion binding
Source: RefSeq, a predicted model, not a curated record
UGAGCUCCAGAAGCAGAAAGUUGCACACGGCUCCUGUAGACGCAUCAGACUGGCGCGUGGGAUCGGUCCCUGCUGCGCCGCAUCUGGAACAAUAACGUCGGGAAAAGAUCCACACACUUCAUUAGCAGACUGUGUUUUUUAUAAGCAGCAGUGUUGAGAAUAAGAGAAUCCCCUUUUGGGCUCACGUCUCCAUCGGAAGGGGCUUUUUUCGGUUUUUCUGGAGCACACGUUCAUCCAUUGAGAAUCACCGAACGGGCAGAAAUCAGGAUCAUGGGGAAGCAGAACAGCAAGCUGACUCCGGAGGUGAUGGAGGACCUGGUGAAGAACACGGAGUUCAACGAGCACGAGCUGAAGCAGUGGUACAAAGGCUUCCUGAAGGACUGUCCCACCGGCCGGCUGAACCUCGACGAGUUCCAGCAGCUCUACGUCAAGUUCUUCCCGUACGGCGACGCCUCAAAGUUCGCCCAGCACGCCUUCAGGACCUUCGAUAAGAACGGAGACGGGACCAUCGACUUCAGAGAGUUUAUCUGCGCUCUGUCCAUCACGUCCCGCGGCAGCUUCGAGCAGAAACUCAACUGGGCCUUCAACAUGUACGACCUGGACGGAGACGGCAAGAUCACCCGGGUGGAGAUGCUGGAGAUCAUCGAGGCAAUCUACAAGAUGGUGGGCACGGUGAUCAUGAUGAAGAUGAAUGAGGACGGCCUGACACCGCAGCAGAGGGUGGACAAGAUCUUCGGAAAGAUGGAUAAAAACAACGACGACCAGAUCUCGUUGGACGAGUUCAAGGAGGCGGCGAAGAGCGACCCGUCCAUCGUUCUUCUGCUGCAGUGUGACAUGCAGAAGUGAGACCUCCAUCUUCACUCGUUCACACUCAUCUCCUUCCCCUCCCUCUGUAAACACACUCUCUGGACUGCAGCACAUGUUUUAAUGUCUUUAGGUUCUCUGCCAUCCCCACAGGAAAACACAAAAAAAACAAUGCUUGGACUACUUUUCAAUGGACUCGCUUCUUGUGGUUGUAUGCAUGAGAAUGUCAAAGCUGAAUAAUUUUGAAUAUAGCUGUAAAGAUAUCAUACGUUUCUAUCUCCAAACCCGUGAUUUGUGCACAGUAAAACCCCUAAAACAUGUAGCUUGUAAAUGAGUGGAGCACUGCGUGAUGUUCCUGCAGUGUUUAGGAAAACCCCAGUGUUCACCGCUGCUGCCGCUGUACGCUUUACAUUAUACUAACUAAACAAUAACUCCUAUGAUAAUUGUAACCGUCUCUACUAUCCAGACGUGGAGAAUAGAGAGGCUGUUUUCACACGGUGGAACCAGGAAGAGUAGGUUCUUUGCAUGCAUAUAAUAUGUGUCAGAAAAAUAUGAAUCUCUUACCUUUUGCAUCUUUAGGUGGUUAUAAAAGAGAAACCCUAUGGAUUCAUUUAGUAUUGUUGCAUGGGAUGUACAGUAUGUGACCAUCACAGCGUUUGUUCACCUCCAGUAACGUGGGAGCACGCUUUCGCCAUCCGGAAACACCUGUACGUGUUCAGUUUACGGAAGGAUUGCAGAUGUGGGUUAAGAGUUUCACAUUAAAACACACACACAGAGGGAUUACUGAGCGGGGUCUCCCGGGCACAGAAAGCAGGGGCAACUCUCAAAUAUGACCUCAAACAGACGUAACGACGACAAAGAGAAAGAAAACGACGACAGUGAGACACAAUGAUUGCAAAGAUACAACAAAUGACGACAAAGAGACACUGCUACGACAACGAGAUGCAGCAUGACCAGACAAGCAACGGAAAUCGACUACAUAGAGACACAACAUGACGAAAAUGGGACAACAAACGACCACAAAGAGACAUUAACAGAAACAAUUGGCUGCUUACAGAUGAGAAGUGACUACAAAAAGAGAUGUAACACGACAAGAAAGAGACACAACUCAACUAAAAAGAGAUGUACAAUUAUUGCAACGAUACAACGAAUGACAACAAAGGGACAAAGCUCCUGCAAACAGAUGCAAAAUGACGAAGCGACAUGAAUCAACUAGAAAGUGACACAAAAAGACUUCAAAGAAACGUAAAACAACUACAAUAAAACCAAAAUGACUUGAAAGAGACACUAAAUGAUUGCAAAGAUACAAUGAAUGACUACAAAUAGACUUAAAGUGACUACAUAGAGACACACAAUGACUACAUAGAGACACACAAUGACUACAUAGAGACACACAAUGACUACAUAGAGACACACAAUGA